UUUUCUUUUGGGAGUUGCUUCAUCAUGCGGAAUCUCAGGUUACUUCGGACCCUCGAGUUCAGGGAUAUUCCAGCUGCAGGGAAACCUCAGUGCUUCUCUCUGAGGACGGAGCAGGGAACAGUGCUCAUUGGCUCAGAUCACGGCCUGAUCGAAGUAGAUCCCGUCACAAGAGAAGUGAAGAAUGAAAUUCCUUUGGUGGCGGAAGGCUUUCUCCCAGAGGACGGAAGUGGCCGUGUUGUGGGUGUUCAGGACUUGCUGGACCAGGAGUCUGUGUGUGUGGCCACAGCCUCUGGGGACGUCCUGCUCUGCAAUCUCGGCACUCACCAGCUGGAGUGUGUCGGGAGUGUAGCCAGUGGUAUCUCUGUAAUGAGUUGGAGUCCGGACCAGGAACUGGUGCUGCUUGUCACAGGUCAGCAGACCCUGAUUAUGAUGACAAAAGACUUUGAACCCAUCUUGGAGCAACAAAUCCACCAGGACGAUUUUGGUGAAGGCAAGUUUAUCACUGUUGGAUGGGGCAGAAAGGAGACUCAGUUCCAUGGAUCGGAAGGCAGACAAGCGGCUUUUCAGAUGCAAAUGCCCCAUUCGGCUUUGCCCUGGGAUGACCAUAGCCCGCAGGUCACCUGGCGUGGGGAUGGACAGUUUUUUGCUGUGAGUGUUGUUUGCCCAGAGACAGGGGCUCGCAAGGUCAGAGUGUGGAACCGGGAGCUCGCCCUGCAGUCGACCAGCGAGCCUGUGGCGGGACUGGGGCCGGCCCUGGCAUGGAGGCCCUCCGGUAGUCUGAUUGCCUCUACCCAAGACAAGCCCAACCAGCAGGAUGUUGUGUUUUUCGAGAAAAACGGCCUUCUCCAUGGACACUUUACCCUUCCCUUCCUCAAAGAUGAGGUUAAGGUCAAUGCCCUGCUGUGGAAUGCUGACUCCUCGGUGCUUGCGGUUUGGCUGGAAGACCUCCAGAGGGAAGAAGAUGCCACUCGGAAAACCUACGUUCAGCUCUGGACUGUUGGAAACUAUCACUGGUAUCUGAAACAGAAUCUUCACUUCAGUGCCUGUGGAGAAAACAAGCCCGUGUCUCUGAUGUGGGAUCUGGUGACCCCAUUCCGGCUGCACGUUCUCUGUCAAGGCUGGCAUUACCUCUGCUGCGACUGGCACUGGACAACUGACCGGAGCUCGGGAGACAGUCCCCGUGCCUUGGCCAAUGUGGCCGUCAUUGAUGGACACAGGGUGUUGGUGACCGUCUUCCGGCAGACUGUGGUUCCUCCUCCCCUGUGCACCUACCGGCUGCUGCUCCCGCAGCCUGUGAAUCAAGUCAUGUUCUCCGCACACCCUCAAGGGAGUAACGACCUCGCUCUCCUGGAUGCCAGCAACCAGAUUUCCAUUUAUAAAUGUGGAAAUCUCAGUGCUUUUAUAGUUUUGCUCAUGUCUUUUAUAUACUUCAAUGUUUCUAACAGAAUUCAGUUUGAGAAUAUUGAAGAUCAAGAAGUGAACCCGCUGAAGCUCUGCCUGCUCACCUGGAUUCAAGAAGGGGUCUUCCUGGCCGUCAGCCACAGUCCGUGCAGCCCCCAGUCCACCCUUCACCAUUUGACUGUGGCCCCUUCUGAGAUGGAUGGGGAACAAGGACAGCUCAGUGUCAGCUCAUCUGUGACGAUGGAUGGGGUUAUAAUCAGCCUAUGUUACAAUUCCAAGACCAAGUCAGUAGCCCUGCAGCUGGCUGAUGGCCAGAUAUUUAAGUACUUUUGGGAGUCACCUUCUCUGGCUGCUGAACCAUGGAAGAACCCUGAGGGAGUUCCCAUCCGGUUUCCUUACCCCUGUGUGCAGACAGAAUUGACCAUGAUUGCAGGAGAGGAAUGUGUCCUUGGUCUGACUGACCGGUGUCGUUUUUUCAUCAAUGACAUUGAGGUUGCAUCAAAUAUUACAUCAUUUGCUGUAUCUGAUGAAUUUUUAUUGUUGACAACCCAUUCGCACACCUGCCAGUGUUUGUACCUGAGAGACGCCUCAUUUAAAACAUUGCAGGCAGGGCUGAGCAGCAGCAGCCUGUCUAACGAAGAGACGCUGCGGAAGGUGGAAAGGGGUUCCCGGAUUGUCACCGUUGUGCCCCAGGACACAAAGCUUAUACUGCAGAUGCCAAGAGGAAAUUUAGAAGUUGUUCACCAUCGAGCCCUGGUCUUAGCUCAGAUUCGGAAGUGGUUGGACAAACUUAUGUUUAAAGAAGCAUUUGAGUGCAUGAGAAAAUUAAGAAUUAACCUCAACCUGCUUCAUGACCACAACCCUCAGGUGUUUCUCGAGAACGUGGAAACAUUCGUGAAGCAGUUAGACUCUGUAAAUUACAUUAAUCUGUUUUUCACAGAACUGAAGGAAGAAGAUGUUACAAAGACCAUGUAUCCUCCGCCAGGUAACAGCAGUGUCCAGCUGCCUAGGGAUCCUGAUGGGAAAAAUGUAGACCUUAUCUGUGACACGCUGAGAGCAGCCAUGGAGAGCAUAAAUCCUCACAAGUACUGCCUGUCCAUUCUCACUGCUCAUGUGAAGAAGACAACCCCAGAACUGGAAGCUGUGCUGCAGAAGGUCCACGAGCUUCAAGCCAGUGCUCCAUCUGUUCCUGAAGCUGUGAGUGCAGAAGAGGCCCUCAGGUACCUGCUGCUGCUGGUGGAUGUUCAUGAAUUAUAUGAUCAUUCUCUUGGGACCUAUGACUUUGAUCUGGUCCUCAUGGUAGCUGAGAAGUCGCAGAAGGAUCCCAAAGAAUAUCUUCCAUUUCUUAAUACACUUAAGAAAAUGGAAACUAAUUAUCAGCGGUUCACUAUAGACAAAUACCUGAAACGGUAUGAGAAAGCCAUUGGCCACCUCAGCAAAUGUGGACCUGAGUACUUCCCAGAGUGCUUAAACUUAAUAAAAGAUAAAAACUUGUAUAAUGAAGCUCUGAAGUUAUACCCGUCAGGCUCGCCACAGUACAAGGAGAUCAGUGUUGCUUAUGGGGAACACCUGCUGCAGCGACAGCACCCCGAAGCAGCAGGCCUCGUGCUUGCCCGCUGUGGUGCCUACGAGAGAGCACUGGAGGCGUUUCUGGCUGGCGGCAGCUGGCAGCAAGCCCUCUGCAUGGCAGCCCAGCUUAACUUCACCAAAGACCAGCUGGCUGGCCUCGGCAGGACUCUGGCAGGGAAGCUGCUUGAGCAGAGGAGGCACGGUGACGCAGCCACAGUUCUGGAGCAGUACGCCCAGGAUUAUGAAGAAGCUGUGCUCUUGCUGUUAGAUGGGGCUGCCUGGGAAGAGGCUCUGCGAAUGGUAUACAAAUAUAACAGACUGGAUAUCAUAGAAACCAACAUAAAGCCUUCCAUUUUAGAAGCCCAGAAAAAUUACAUGGCAUUUCUUGACUCUCAGACAGCCACAUUCAGUCGCCAUAAGAGACGUUUAUCGGUGGUUCGAGAGCUUAAGGAGCAAGCACAGCAGGUGAAUCUGGAUGAUGAGGGGCUCCAUGGUCAAGAGUCGGACCUCUUCUCUGAAACAAGCAGUGUCAUGACUGCCAGUGACGUGAGUGGCAGAUACUCACACAGCAACUCCAGGAUAUCGGCGCGAUCGUCUAAGAACCGCCGCAAAGCCGAGCGGAAGAAGCACAGCCUCAAAGAAGGGAGUCCGCUGGAGGAGCAGGCCCUUUUGGAGGCCUUGAAGGAGGUGGUGCAGAGCAUUGAGAAGCUGAAAGAUGAGAUGUACCAUAUUUUGAAGGUGCUGUUUCUCUUUGCAUUUGAUGAACAAGCAAAGGAAUUACAAAAGGCCUUUGAAGAUGCCUUGCAGCUGAUAGAAAAGUCACUUCCAGAAAUUUGGACUGUGACCCAUCAGCAGAAUUCAGCCACACCUGUUCUAGGUCCCAAUUCAACUGCAAACAGCAUCAUGGCCUCCUAUCAACAGCAGAAGACUCCAGCCCCUGUUCUUGAUGCUGAGCUUUUUAUGCCCCCAAAGAUCAACAAAAGAACGCAGUGGAAGCUGAGCCUUCUGGAGUGA
Messenger RNA from Orycteropus afer afer, 3984 nucleotides. It is a transcript of the gene ELP1, whose product is annotated as elongator acetyltransferase complex subunit 1. The transcript is spliced from 35 exons. The record is from RefSeq and is a predicted model, not a curated record. NCBI's taxonomy places the organism in Eukaryota, Metazoa, Chordata, Mammalia, Tubulidentata, Orycteropodidae. Gene Ontology annotation, molecular function: tRNA binding; protein binding. Gene Ontology annotation, cellular component: elongator holoenzyme complex; cytosol. The coding region runs from base 25 to 3984 and encodes 1319 amino acids. Gene Ontology annotation, biological process: tRNA wobble base 5-methoxycarbonylmethyl-2-thiouridinylation.